Syngnathoides biaculeatus (alligator pipefish) is the source of this 2123-nucleotide messenger RNA. It is a transcript of the gene akip1, whose product is annotated as A kinase (PRKA) interacting protein 1. The record is from RefSeq and is a predicted model, not a curated record. Lineage: Eukaryota; Metazoa; Chordata; Actinopteri; Syngnathiformes; Syngnathidae. Gene Ontology annotation, biological process: regulation of non-canonical NF-kappaB signal transduction. The coding region runs from base 168 to 683 and encodes 171 amino acids. The transcript has 6 exons. Gene Ontology annotation, cellular component: nucleoplasm.
UUCCGUGUUUUUACUUCCGGUAGGCGUGGGUCAAAAAGCGAGGGAUUUCCCCGUCUCGCGGCCUGUCUUGUGAGUUGCGAACCGUGCAAUAACUGUCAUUUGUGAGGGGGUAACUCUUUCCAGACGGACGACGUGACGACUCGAGGCCAGGUGAGCCCAUCUUCCCCAUGGCGACGCUAAGAGAGCUACAGGAUUCUCUUCGACAAACUACUCGUCUGGGACUGCAGGUUCUGGAGCGGGCCUCCAGGCGGAAGGUGGACUGGAGCGAGCCCCCCCACACCUACACGCCCGUGGCCGAUGACGAUGGGGCGGUCUACAACAAGAAAACUAUGGCGGAGCUGCAGGAGGCCUUUUCUACCAUCGUAGAGUUCAUGGCGGAAACAAAUAUUCAUUGCAAAAGGUUCUACGACUCCGUGGGGUGCUCUCAAGGUCCCGACAUCGAGAAGAAACACGGGCCUCGCUUCCAUAGAUGCAUCGGGUCUAGAGCCGUCGGGGCGACCCGGAACAGGCGUUCUGCCCAGCGUGAGGGCGCACCAGAAGACUUCUACGUGGAAGUGUCCCCCGGAUUGUACACAAUCAGCGCCAGCCGGCCCGGAUCGCAGCAGCAAACCAAGAUGGUGGACCUCGAUGCUGGCGAUACGAAGCACGAAGCCAGCGGAAUCGAGAGCCGUGAUUUGACGUAGAAGCAGGGAGUGGGUUGAACCAAGUCCUGCCAUUGGGUGUAGAUGCAGGAAGAAAGUGCAAGUGAACACUGUGAUUGGUCGUAGAAGCAGGAAGCAAAGGCAACAGGGAGCUUGUUGUACCAAAGCUACGAUUGGACCAGGAAGCAGGGGUGCAAGUGGAACGAAGAGCUGUGAUCGGAUGUGGAAAGGAGGAUGUGACUUGAACUCAAAGCUGUUGUUGGUCUUUGAAGAAAGAAGUGAGAAUUGCGAUUGGGUUAGAAGCAGAUAGUUGGCGGAAUCAAGAGCUGUGAUUGGGUGAAGAAACAAAGCUAGAGUGAGGAGGCAGUGAACGGAAGCGGCGAUUGGAUUAGGAAGCAGGAAGGAAGUGAGAGGGUGAAGAAACAGGAAUUAAGUGAAAACCAGGGCACGAUUUAAUCUAGAUCCAGGAAGUAAGCGAAACCGAGACCCGCUCAAGGAUGUAGAAGUAAAAAGGGGGUGGAAUCCGAACAGCUGCGAUUUCGGGGGGUGGAACCAAGAUCUGCGAUUUGACGUGCAAGCAGGGAGCAGCCAAAAGUGACAUCUGUGAUUGGACGUUAGACCAGCGGUCUGGGAUUUAGAUGGUUUAGAAGCAGGAUGUGCCUUGACCCGAAAGCUCUGAUUGGUGAUCGAAGCAGGAAGUGGCUGGAACCUAAAAGCUGCACAAUGACCGCAAGCAGAAAGUGAUUAAAAUAGAUCUUACCCAUGAUGAUCAUAGAUAUUGUGAUGCAGAUGAUGAUGAUGAUGAUGAUGAUGAUGGUCAAUGUGCUAGACUGGCAGGGAUUAUGGAAUUUUAUGAAUAUUAUGUAAUAGCAAGUUUCAUUGUGAGAUAAGAUUGUGUAGCCUUGACUGAGCAUACGUAUUACAUAAGUGUGUGAAUGCAUUCAUACACUUUGUCGCUCUCUGUUGUCAUCUGUCUCCAUGGCGAUUCUGCAAUAACGUCAUGCCAAUUUAUAAAAAAAAAAAAAACAUCUCAGUUUUGAAUUUGCAAUGUCAAUUAGGUCCACAAUAAAACUGGCAAUGAGGGAAAAAUUAAAUAAAUAUUCAUUACAUUCAGGUGUCUAAUCUGGAGCUUGUAAAAAGCAAUACUGUACUUGAAAUACGUGAUUCAGAUUGUGCCAAAUUUACAUAAACUUUUCCGACUUUGGUCCGUAGUAAUUCCUAAUGCUGAAGAAAAUAUCCACCACUUAACCACUGCAUGGUGUCCUUUCAGUUACAUAAAUUGAUGUGCAUUACAAACUACAUAAUGUGAUUCUCCCAAAAGUACCGUAAUUCCCGGCCUACAGAGCGCACCUGGUUACAAGCCUCACCGAGUACAUGUGUAAAGGAAAUCACAUUUGGUACAUACAUAAGCCGCAGCUGUGUAAAAGCCGCAAGUGCCCCCAUUGAAACGGGAGAUAUUUACAAUGAAAGACUACAGAGAAU